Suillus discolor is the source of this 2719-nucleotide messenger RNA. RefSeq lists its product as uncharacterized. The record is from RefSeq and is a predicted model, not a curated record. Bases 1 to 2643 code for a protein of 880 amino acids. Lineage: Eukaryota; Fungi; Basidiomycota; Agaricomycetes; Boletales; Suillaceae. The transcript is spliced from 5 exons.
AUGGAUGAUUUGGCCGCUGAUGAAGCAACCGGUCAAGAACAACACCAUGGUCACCAGGAGAUUCAAGAACGUGCCCAAGGGCAGCAUGGUUGUGUUAUCGUGCCCUAUCCAGACUCGCGUGCUGGGCAACCUAUUUCUAACAAUCAUACUGCCAAUGUUGCGUAUGGUGCGCAUCUUUCCAAUGCCAACCAGGAGAAUACAUAUCACCCAUUUGCUUCUAAGAUGGAUUGGGAGGUCGCAAGAUGGGCAAAACUUCGUGGACUCAGUUCAACUGCGUUGUCUGACUUACUUGCUAUUGAGGGGGUCAGUGAACGCCUGUCGCUCUCUUUCAGGAACGCGAACGAGCUUAAUGCCAUUGUCGACCAUGAGCUUCCAACAGGCCGGCCAAAGUUCAAACGAGAGCAAAUCAUUGUUGCGGGAGAAGCCUUCGACGUCUAUUAUCGCGAUGUGAUUGAAUGUGUCAAGUCGUUGUACAGUGAUCCCGAUUUCGCGAGAUACCUUGUGUUUGUGCCUGAGCGUCAUUAUGCCGACAAGGAUGAGACAGUUCGUCUGUUUCACGAUAUGCAUACAGGAAAAUGGUGGUGGGAUACACAGAAAAAACUCGAUCAGCACAGCCCAGGCGGCACCAUAAUCCCAAUCAUCAUCUCGUCCGACAAAACUCAAGUAACCUUGUUCCGCAACAAAUCUGCUUACCCUGUCUAUCUCACCAUCGGCAACAUCCCAAAAGAAAUUCGACGCAAGCCAUCACGCGGUGCCCAUAUACUUCUGGCAUAUUUGCCAUGCACACGCCUCGAUCAUAUUUCUAACAAAGCUUCACGCCGCCGAACUUUGGCAAAUCUGUACCAUGCUUGCAUGAGCCGUGUUCUCGCUCCCCUGAAAUCUGUUGGACUGGAUGGGAUUACUAUGGCGAGUGGGGAUGGUACUCUCCGCCGUUGCCACCUACUGUUUGCGAGCUUUGUCGGCGACUACCCAGAGCAACUCCUUGCUACUGGGAUAAAGUUCGGAGAGUGUCCCAAAUGCGAUAUUGAGGCUGAUGAAACGGGGAGCAAUACGGCACCAUAUCAUUUACGAAGACUGCGCGAAGUGUUAGAUGCGCUCGCUACUCUGGAUGAAGGCAGUAUGUCUUUCGUUCGAGCUUGCUCAGCAGCAGGGAUCAAGCCCAUAAUUCAUCCCUUCUGGGAAGACCUCCCGUUCGCAAAUGUUUUCCGUGCAAUCACACCAGAUGUGUUGCACCAGUUAUAUCAAGGACUAGUCAAACAUCUCUUAGGCUGGUUGAAGGCUGCUUGUGGUGCGGCUGAAAUUGAUGCUCGUUGUCGGCGACUUCCUCCCAACCAUCAUAUACGUCUGUUCACCAAGGGCAUCACUGGCCUCUCGCGUAUCAGUGGGACCGAACACUCGCAAAUCUGCCGCUUUCUUCUGGGUAUCGUAAUUGGUAUCCGUUUGCCCAAUAAUCUUAAUGCAAACCGACUUCUACGAGCUGUCCAUGGUCUCCUCGAUUUUCUCUACCUCGCACAAUAUCCGUGUCAUAGUUCGGAGACCCUACAACUACUCGACGACGCACUCAGUCUUUUUCACGAGAACAAAGACAUUUUCGUUGAUCUCGGUAUCCGAGACAACUUCAAUCUACCGAAGCUGCAUGCCACUCGGCACUACUCGUACAUGAUUAUGAUGUUGGGCACAACAGAUAAUUAUAAUACAGAGUAUACAGAAAGACUACACAUCGACUAUGCAAAAGACGCUUACCGCGCUACCAAUCACAAGGACGAGUUCGCGCAGAUGACACGGUGGCUCGAACGCAAAGAGAAAAUACUGCGCCAUGACAAGUAUGUCAUCUGGCGACUUGCUGGUGAUGUCGAGUCUGAGCCCCACCAUUCACGUCCUCCAGAUAUGACCUUCCGCCGCCUUCAGACUAUGCCCAAACACCCUACUGCAAAAGCUGUCACUAUAGACAGAUUAGUUGAUGACUAUGGCGCUACCUUUUUCCGCGAGGCACUUGCUCGCUAUAUCACACAGCUCAGGCAUGCCGAGGAUCCUAACCCCCUCCAUGAGCGAGCACUGGAAAUAUUGGCCCGCGACAUCCAUUUCCCGUUUCGAACGCUUCCUGUUUUCCACAAGAUCAAGUGGGUCUCCGUCGAUGCUCAUGGUCAUGGCGACGCAACCGUCACGUUAGAUUCAGUUCACGCAAGACCACAACGGAGAUCGGGUUCUGGUCUGCUGCCCUGUCGUUCAGACACAGUGCUGGUGAACCUUGGUGCGAAUACAGAAGCCGUUAGCGCAGGUAUAGAAGCACUCCGCGUUGGUCAAGUGCGAGUCGUUUUCUCACUACCUUCAAAAUCUCUCCCGCUCCUCUUUCCACCAACAGUCCAGGUUCCUAGCCACCUGGCUUAUAUCGAGUGGUUCUCGCCGUUUGCAUUGGCUCCCGAUCAACACCACGGCCUUUACAAGGUCUCGCGUUCCUUUCUUGGUGGCGCAAAAGUCGCAAGCAUUGUGCCAUUGUCGAAGAUCGUGCGGAGUGCCCAUCUUCUACCGAAUUUCGGUGCCAUCGUCCCGCGAGAGUGGUCCAGUGAUACAGUUCUAGAUGACUGUGACACUUUUUGGUUGAACUCGUAUCUAGAUAGAUUCACUUACUGUAUUUUCAAAUAAGUCUUGAUAAUUCCAUUGUACAUUAUCGUCUUCUAGCCAUUUUAUUCAAUUUUUGCCCAGGAGGCUUUUCCUGAUG